AAAGAAAGAGGAGAAGAGGUGGGGUGGGGGAGAGGAAAAUGAGAACUUAAUUGAGAAACUCCUCCAGUAUUUGUCGAUGUUCAGUGGUCACAUUUCACUUGAAAGUGUUUCCCGCGCCUGAACCCUUAGGGUUUAAGAAUUAAGACAGACUCUGGAAGUUUGACGACUUAGGGAUCCCGUGGGAUAGUCGUCGGUUCGAAAAUCGGUUGCCAUUUCCGUCAACAUGGACGUCGAAAUGGAGAUUUCGCCGAGCUACUUCGACCCUGAAGAUCUUAGUACAAGAGAGCAGUUUCGCCGAUACGGGAAAAGGCAUCCCACUUCAAGCAUUUCGCCACACCAAGAUAGUUCAGCUUCAAAGUUUAGUGAAGCUGGGAUUUUGUAUGAUGGGCAUAAUAUUCAGAGACCACCUAACACUGCACUUUUCCUUGAAGAGAUUAAACGAGAGGUGGAAAGUUUUGAAGUUGAUGUGUUAGAAGGAACGCCGGAUAAGGCACCGUAUUCAGUCAAAAGGAGAUCAUCAGUUGAAGGCCGCGGACUGUUAGAAGUGGAUGGUGGGUUCAAUGCAAUCCCACAAGUUGGAAGUUUGUUACUAAAAUCUUGCAAGCGUGAGCAUGAAGUGUUGGCAGAUUCUGGAGAAACAACUUUUGCGUUAUUUGAAUCAUUACUUGAUUCUGCAAUUCAAGGAUUGAUGCCUAUCCCUGAUCUGAUAUUACGGUUUGAGAAUGCAUGUCGAAAUGUUUCAGAAUCAAUUAGGUGGGCUGUGAAUGUGUAUUUUGUUAGAAAAACUUGUAAUGUACUCUACUAUAUAUUGUAAUUUUCCUAGUGGAUCGUCUUUUCAUUACCAAUUUUAUGUUUCAUUGUUCUGUUUCUCUUUGUAUUUUUGCAAACAUUUGUACGAAGUUCCCUUAUGAAUGAUAUUUAUUGGAUGCUGC
Macadamia integrifolia is the source of this 932-nucleotide messenger RNA. Its product is annotated as nuclear pore complex protein NUP107-like. The record is from RefSeq and is a predicted model, not a curated record. Gene Ontology annotation, cellular component: nuclear pore outer ring; nuclear pore. Gene Ontology annotation, molecular function: structural constituent of nuclear pore. The transcript is spliced from 4 exons. Gene Ontology annotation, biological process: mRNA export from nucleus; regulation of DNA-templated transcription; post-transcriptional tethering of RNA polymerase II gene DNA at nuclear periphery. Bases 224 to 814 code for a protein of 196 amino acids. Lineage: Eukaryota; Viridiplantae; Streptophyta; Magnoliopsida; Proteales; Proteaceae.